GUUCCAACUACAACAAUAGUAGCAGAUAACUUAAGAAGCAAUAGCAGUAGUGGUAGCAGUACCAGUAGUAGCAAGUCAUUGACAGCAGCUAUGUGCCACCUCACUCUCUCUAACUUAUGUUCUGCUGCUGUAUGUGGGAUUUAAAUAUUUAGCUGCUAACACAUAGAGACGCAUAUACAAAUUGCUGUGUAUAAUAUAAUUACACACACAUACGCACACUCACUCAUACACAUACGCAGUUUACCUUUUCUCUCUUUCUCCCUACCUUUUCUCUCCCACCCUCACUCUCCCAUUUAAUUUUUUUUUUGUUGUGGUGUUUGUGAUUAUAUCCAACGUUGAAUCUGAAGGAUUUUCAUUCCCUCCUACGUGUAGCACUGCUGCUGUUGAUGUUACCAGCCUGUGUCACCUUUAGUCUAGCAGUUUCCUCCAACAACAACAACAACACAGAUUUGCAUCUCCAUCCACACCACGGGCUCCAUCUCUCACUAGAAAUUUUAUCACUUUUCGAGAAUGGAAGUCUAUAAAAUGAUGGCAUCAGCAAAUGACUCCAAGUGGCAAAAAGAUGCAGCAGACCAGAACUUUGACUACAUGUUCAAAUUGCUCAUUAUUGGCAACAGUAGUGUUGGAAAAACUUCCUUUUUAUUCCGAUAUGCUGAUGACUCGUUCACAUCUGCUUUUGUAAGCACAGUUGGAAUAGAUUUUAAAGUCAAGACAGUCUUCAGACAAGAUAAACGGGUAAAGCUACAGAUAUGGGACACAGCUGGCCAAGAACGAUACCGAACUAUUACAACAGCAUAUUACAGAGGGGCUAUGGGAUUUAUAUUAAUGUAUGAUGUCACAAAUGAAGAAUCCUUCAAUGCUGUGCAAGACUGGUGCACACAAAUCAAGACAUAUUCCUGGGAUAAUGCACAAGUAGUUUUAGUGGGCAAUAAGUGUGACUUGGAAGAAGAACGUGUGGUGUCUACUGAACGAGGAAAACAACUGGCUGAUCAGCUAGGUUUGGAAUUUUUUGAGACGUCUGCAAAGGAAAAUAUCAAUGUGAAAGCUGUAUUUGAGCGAUUGGUGGACAUCAUAUGUGAUAAGAUGUCUGAAAGUCUUGAUUCGGAUCCUACUCUUGUCAACAGCCAAACUAAGGGAACUCGUCUGACAGAGAACCCCAACCCGCAGAAUAGUAGCUGUCAGUGUUAGACAAAACCACUGCUCGUCCUCCACUUCCUUUUUCUUAUCUCCUUUUCCUUCUCUUCUUUUCUUCUAUUUCUCCCCACUUCCCCGCCUCACAUUCAACCUUCAGUUAAUAUUGCUGGCCAAAAAUGUAGCUGGACUCAUGGGUGUCAUUAGUGCCACCUAGUGCCAGAUUGAAUGCAUCAGGGGGAAGUUAUUUGACUUAGGAGGUCUCUGUGUUCUUUAAUUAAAAAAAAAAUAAAAAUAAAGUUACUAAAUUUCCAAUUUGUUAAUUUUAACUGCUGCCAACAGUUGUCAUCAUUUAGUGUAUAUGGACUAUCAUUCUUUUAGAAAACAAAAUUUAAAUUCGCUUUUUAAAGGGAAUUUGAAAAUUUUUUUUUCAUUCUAUUUAAAUGGGGCCAAUAUUUGAUUUCUAAAGUAUUUUCUUUUAGUCUUAAAAGCAAUUACAACUUAUAGGACUUAUUUCUACCAUUUUAGCAUUGGUUUGCUAUCAAGAUGGUCUGUAAGGCAAAGCAUAUUGAAUGGUGAAUCUAAUGAAAUACAAUAGUCUCUAAUAUCACACAUAAUAAAAAUGUAGGUAGCCUUCUUCAUGUUGCAAUUUAACUUUGAUACUUAAUCAAUACUCAUCUGUAGCCAUAGAUACCGUAUUCAAAAUUCACUAAACUCAUUCUUGCCACCUUCAGCUUUUUUUCACAGACAUGGCAAAAGAAAUCUGGAUUAAAUUGCCCAAGAAGACAGCUAAUAAAUUUGCAACUUAUCAUCUUGCUGAUCUCCCGAGUGUUGUUAUCAACGCUCUUCCGGUUAUAUUUAGAUGCAAGCAACUGUUUGCAAUUUGCUCUAAGAUUUUUGUUGCAAAUCAACACCUACUUGGUAAAGCCAUCUGCCAUUCUCCAGAAUCCUCCCAAUAUUCUUAAUCGGGAUUGUUCUUUGUCUUGUCCAAAAAUUUUUAAAAAUAAAAAAAAAUGUCGCCUAUUUCAGCAUCCUGUCUGUUUGGUUACCAAACCAAUUACUAUUGUUAUUCAUUGAGAUUAUUUACCCUCUCUCACACACACACACACAUACACACACACACACACACUCAAACACCUUCACACACAAACACACACACAAAUAUGCAUUUGAUUUACAUUUUGUUUUGUUUUUUGUUUUUCCUUGCAUAAUGGCAAAUGCAAUGAUCAAAUGUUGAAUUAAUGAAGAAGGAAUAUUUAAGAUACUAAGUUGAGAAUAACAUUCCAUUUAAAUAAAGCACCAUAUACCAACUGAUUAGUUGCUACUGUAAUAAUUCCAUUUUUUUUUUUUUUUACAUAAUACUGAGUACUUCAUAAAUAUUAGUAUCGCCUCAUAUAACUACUGCUUUCUAUCUCUAUCUAUUUCUCUCUGUGCUCCUUCUUUCUCCCUCUCACUCUCUCUUUCUCCCCCUCCCUUUCUCUCUCUCUCUCUCUCUAUCUCUCCCAUCUCCACUGUUAUGACCCAUAGCAUCCAUCUCAUAUGUUACAGUUGUUAUAAAUCAAAAAGAAGAAAAAAAAGAAAAAAAAGAUGUGUUACUAGUACAGAUAUUUCCGGGAUACAGUGAUAUGUUUCUGGAAUAAUUUCUUUCUGACCCAUUUAUAAAAUUUCCACGGAGAUUAUUAUCGUUAUGAUUAUUAUUAUUAUUAUUAUUAUUAUUAUUAUUAAUAUUAUUAUUAUUAUUGUUGUUGUUGUUGUUGUUACAACCAUUCAACAAUCCUGGCAGUGGCUUAUGUUAAUUGACAAACAUUUAAGCAUCUAAGAAUUAUGGCUAAAUUUUCAGUUUUGGUUGCUUUGUUCAACUGUUGUAGAUUCCAAUGUUUUAUGAAAUAAAAUAAAUUAAGAAAAGUGUUGUUUGUAAAAAAAAAAGUAACAAUAAUAAAGAAAGCAAACAAAAAAGAUUUGUAGAUCAAAUACAGUCACAAAGUAAAUAUAAGUUACUAAAGUAAGUACUUUUAAUUACUCUUUUGAAGCUAUUACCACAAUUUGCAUAUUUGAAUUAAUUAGGUCUUUAAUCUUUUUACCUGGUAACAAAAGAGCAAGCAAAAAAAAGCAAAGAAAUGUACAAAAUAUACUAUAUUUCUGCAAAUUACAUAUUAUUAUUAUUAUUAUUAUUAUUAUAAUUAUUAUUUUUAUUAUUUCUGAUUACUCAUACUAUUAGCAAAGCAUCUCUCAAAAUUUGCUCUCAAUUUUUUUCUUAUUUUGUUAUUUUAUAUUUUAGUGCUGCAUUUGUUUGGAUAUUUUCUAUUUAUUUCUGGUCAUUUCUGUAGAAAUGUUAAGAUUUGUGGAAAUUCUAUAUGUGGAAUAUAGUCCCAGUUUUGUGCUUACUACACUUGUGGAAAUUGGUCAGUUACAACAUGAUGAGGUCAAGCGGAUAAGCUACCUAUAUAUAUAUAUAUAUGUAUAUAUUAUAUAUAGCUCUGUUCUUUCCUUGUCUCACAGCUGUCAGUUCUGCUAGUGUUGAUAAAGCCAGCUGAUUCUGUUGGCGGCAACCAUCUGGUUUGCCUCUUCAAUGGUUGUUUUCAGAGUAACAGGUUAUUGAUAUAUACCUAUUCAUUGUUAAACGUGUCAUGAAACUUUGUUGUGGGCUAAACCUGUUUGAAACGUAGAAAUAUGGUGAGGCUGUGAUUACAUUCACUUGCCAGUGAUGGAAAUCUUUUCGCAGUUGAGGAUCAGAGCUGAACACACCCACUACUCUUGCAAAUAUGCACACAAUUUGAUAUACACUUGCUUCCCAAUAUAUGCUUCUCUUCAUGCACACAUACACAUGUUUGUGUGUGUCUGUGUCUGUGGGCGUACAUGCACAUGCAUACAUACUUACAAUUAACCUAGAGAGCAAAAUCAUACUUUAAACUGUGUUGUUAAAUUUGGAGAGAGGAAUUUUAUUAUUUUUCUUAAAUCUUUGUAAAUUAUAUUACUCUUAAUUUUAAGUUCCCUGAUACAAAUUAUGUAUUCCUAGUCUCCACUCUUCCUGGUUUUCUGCUCUCUUAGUUAUAAUACUUUAUAAGUGUUUGCUGAUUUCCAUAGACCAUUCUUUUCAAGUUUCUCUUUCUAUUCUCUCUUUUUCCUAUGUUUUUUGCAAGUUCCCCCUCAUUGUGUCCUUAUUAUAUUUCUUAUGAAAGGAAAUACUAAAAUUUUUCACUUUCAUAACAAAAAGCUUUAAAAAAAAAUAAGAGCCAAAUUAACUCUGCACAAUUUAUAACCUCAAAGCUUAAACAUUCUGUGUAGUUUAGUGUUUGCAAUGAAACUCUAAAUUUCCAAGUAAAAUGUGUUUAGAAAAUGCAUUAUUCCUUUCUGAAUAUUCCCUUCUAUCUUGUUUCAUUUGCAUGUAUGUAUGUUAGUAUUUAAAUCAAUACCAUACAUGUGUAGUUAAGUUAAUCUUUCAGAACCAUAAAAUCUGAUGCAUUCCUUUAUCAACAAGCAAAUCGGUGUUUAUACUUCCUUGUUGAUUGAACAUUUACAUUCCACUGAAAGAUUCUAAGAUCCUUCCUUCUCUCUCUCUCUCUCUCUACUCUUCACCAAUGUCAGAAAUAUUUCUCGAUUAGUGUUUAGCUUACCACUGGGCAGUAACAAUCUAUUUGGUGCAGUAAAACAAUCAUCUAGUAGCAUAUAUAGACUUCAAUAAUCUACAUUAAACUUGCUUUGUUUUCUAAAUAGGAACAAACAAAGCUAUAUCUGAUCCCUAAAUACCAAUACCAAUCACCAUUACUUAUAGUGCCUAUAUCCCAGCAAGGGCAAAUGUUAUCUCUCUUAUAUUCACUGCAACUAAUCUAUGCCCUCUGACCUAUGUUUUACUAUUUUUUUUAAUUAUUUCCUAGUUUGUUUGUUUUUUGGUUGUUUUGUUUUCUACUACAUUAAAAAAAGGUGCUUCUUUAUGAUAUUUGAAAUAUAUACCUUUUAAAUCAAUUAACAACAUUUAACUAGCAAUAACCAAAUCUCUCUUUCUCUCUCUCUCUCUCUCUCUCUCUCUCUAUCUAUCUAUCUAUCUAUCUAUCUAUCUAUCUCACACACAGACUGGUCAUGUUAAGGCGAAAAUAAGCAUGAAUUGUCUGACCACCUGAAGUUAUUCUGGACCAAUCACAGUGGGAAAUAAAAAGAAAAAUUGAUUGAUAGGCAUUAAAACCUGCUACAUUUUAAUUCCUGGUCUUGUCUUACACUCAGAUCACUGCAAACCCAUCUUGAAUGAUCUCCUAAAUUAUGACACUAUUUCAUACCAAAAGAUGAGAAUCCCCUAAAUCAAAAAAGGCUGCCUCUGGUACCUCUCUUAGGUCCUUUCAUCCUUACAUGACCAGGGUCUGGUGGGGGGGAGGGGAAUGUAUUUCUUUGCUUGAUUCUAAUGUCAGUGUAGUAGUUAUUCUGUUGUCAUUGCUGUUAACAUUGCCAUUGUUGUCUUCUAAUUCCCUUGUAUGGUGUGCUAUAGAACUAGCAGCACCCAGCUAGCUAGUGUCAUUUGUGUGUCAGUAGAGCGCUCCCAAAACACUUGUUUCUGAAACCUCCUCUGCUCUCCUCACUGGUCAGUUGAGUCGGUCAGUCAGUCAGUUGGUCUCCCUACAAUGCCGGUACCAUAAUUCUGGAUAAUCUAUGUAUUUUAGAGAUCAUGAUCUGUCUUAGCAGACAGUGCAAUAAAGCUGUUCAGUACCUAUA
This is a messenger RNA of Octopus sinensis (East Asian common octopus), 5832 nucleotides long. Its product is annotated as ras-related protein Rab-3. The transcript has 6 exons. Lineage: Eukaryota; Metazoa; Mollusca; Cephalopoda; Octopoda; Octopodidae. Bases 511 to 1188 code for a protein of 225 amino acids. Gene Ontology annotation, biological process: protein localization to plasma membrane; protein secretion; regulation of exocytosis. Gene Ontology annotation, cellular component: plasma membrane; endosome; synaptic vesicle. The record is from RefSeq and is a predicted model, not a curated record. Gene Ontology annotation, molecular function: GTP binding; GTPase activity.